Messenger RNA from Penicillium nucicola, 2163 nucleotides. RefSeq names its product WD repeat NOL10/ENP2 family protein. The transcript is spliced from 2 exons. The record is from RefSeq and is a predicted model, not a curated record. Gene Ontology annotation, molecular function: protein binding. NCBI's taxonomy places the organism in Eukaryota, Fungi, Ascomycota, Eurotiomycetes, Eurotiales, Aspergillaceae. Gene Ontology annotation, cellular component: small-subunit processome; 90S preribosome; nucleus. Gene Ontology annotation, biological process: maturation of SSU-rRNA from tricistronic rRNA transcript (SSU-rRNA, 5.8S rRNA, LSU-rRNA). Bases 1 to 2163 code for a protein of 720 amino acids.
AUGAAGCUGUCUAAUCCGUCUGAAGUCCCGGUGUAUACCAUCGCGGGCUCGGACUCUGCUCGGCCGCUUCCUGAUUGGCUUGCGAGACAGCGAAAGCGCAGCUUGAAGAACGAUGCGGAGUAUUCUAACCGCGUUGAGUUGCUGCAAGACUUUGGCUUUGAUGAAGCCAGUACUUGUGUACGGGCCAGUGAGGAUGGUGAAUGGGUGAUGAGUACAGGAACUUACAAACCCCAAAUGCAUACCCAUUACCUUCCCCAACUAUCACUCUCUUACUCUCGUCACACUAUUGCGCUCAACACCACAUUUAUUCUGCUUUCAUCCGACUACUCUAAAUCUCUUCAUCUCCAGUCUGAUCGAUCUCUCGAAUUUCACACCCCAUCAGGACUACACCACACCACCAGACUUCCCCGAUAUGGACGUGAUAUCGUCUAUGACCGCCAGUCGACUGAGGCGCUGGUUCCUGCAGUCGGUGUCAACGGUGAUGGUAUGGGAGAAGUGUUUCGAUUGAACUUGGAGCAAGGCCGGUACAUGCGCAGCUUUGAGGUGGACGUUGGCGGUGACGAUUUUACUUCUGCAGGCGCUGGAACUCGGCAAGGUGGAAUCAACCCAGGAUCCGUCAACACAGGUGCCAUUGCAGAGGAAAGUCACAACCUUUUGGCUUUCGGAACAUCGGUGGGAACAGUCGAGCUUUGGGAUUCUAGGGCAAAGGGACGUGCAGGUGUGCUCCUACCGCCUACACAAAGCGGCUUUGAUGAGGGACGUUCCGAGAUUACUGCCCUCGACUUCAGCCGAUCCGGUCUGAACCUUGGAACUGGUUCGUCAAACGGACUUAUCCACCUAUACGAUCUUCGUUCGCCCGUUCCCCUUCAGAAGAAGGAUCAAGGUUACGGAUUCCCCGUCCACACACUUCAGUUCCUUGAGCCUUCCACCGCAACACGCGCCGCAACUAUUGAACCCAAGCUGCUCUCCGCAGAUAAACGUAUCAUCAAGCUUUGGGAUAUCGAAGACCAAAAGCCAUGGACUUCAGUUGAACCAGCUGUGGAUCUUAACUCGGUGGCCUGGUGCAAGGACAGCGGAAUGCUUCUCACUGCAAAUGAGGGCCAACAGCAACACGUGUUCUUCGUACCGCAGCUUGGACCUGCUCCCAAAUGGUGCUCCUUCUUGGAUAACAUGGUUGAAGAGAUGGCCGAGGAUCCUAAUGACCCCAACGCGUUCAAGACUUCCGAGGAUGGCACUCUGUUCGAUGGCUACGAGCUUGUUACUGCUGAGCAGGUUGCUAAGUGGGGCAUUGAGAAGCAGAUUGGCCAGGGUGGUUUGAUUCCGUUCACGCAUGGAUUCCUUAUGCCGAAGAUGCUGCAUGAGGAGGCCAUGAGGAGAUUCGAGACACCAGGCGAGAACCCUGACGGCUUGCGCCAGAAGACCGUGCAACAGAAGAUCAACCAGGAGCGUGAGAGUCGCAUCCGAGGAAAGAAGAAGGUUGCUGUUAAGAUUAACAGGAGACUCGCGGAGAGAAUGAUGAAGGAAGAGGAGAAGAGAGAACGCAAGCACGCCAAACGUCUUUUGGAAGGCGGAGAGGACCAGGAGAUGGUUGAGGCACCUGCAUCAUCCGAAGACAAGGAGACUGGUGUUCUGAAGGACAGCCGUUUCGCCCAACUGUUCGAAGACCGCGACUUCGCUGUCGACGAAACAUCACGCGAAUUCCAGUUGUUGAACCCCAGUACAGUUCCCGAGGCUGCCACUUCACGACCCCAAAGAAAGGAGCGUGGCUUGACAGCAGUCGAACAAGAGGCCGUCGACGAUGUGCCUGGCUCCAGCUCAGAGGAUUCGGACUCUGAAGCCGAGCGACCCGCGAAACAAGUUUUCUCUAACAAGAUCUCUUCCGCGGAUUAUAAGAGGACUAAGCGCCCUCCUCCUCGCAUGCAGGUUUCCUCGUCGAAUAACACCUCUACCCGGGACCGUUCCUUUGGCUCGCGUGCUCAAAACAUGAAGUCGAGACAGAAACCUACCCGCCGUGGUGGUGUCGUCGGCGAGCAGGAGAUCAGCUUCAAUCCUGCCGGAAAGCCGAAGCGUGCUGCCCCAGAAGUGCGUUACGACAAGCCCGACAAUUCCUUCCGGGCAAAGGAGCGUCGCAGUGCCUCUGGAAACACUUUCCGCAAAAUUUAA